AGGAUUUUAUAGGGCGGAGUAUAUAAAAUGUUAAAACGUCAUAUUUCCGUUGGCUUAUGAAUCCCAGUUCUAUUGUCAGUUUCGAGUAGAGAUGGUAAUGAUGGAAACCACAUUCAACAUACUAACUACCAUGUUGCUAUGAAAUGACGACUAUAGCCUUGAAUGUCAGAGAAAGCCACCAGCAGCUCAGACCAUUCCCCAGGCUCCAUAUGCGACUCAAAGAUUCGCUUCCCAUCUCCUUUCAUUGUCAAAAGUCUUCUUCACUCUCCUCCACAGUCAUCACACACACAGGCGAAACGCCAAGAAAGAUGAAGAGCUCGUCCAAGGUGAUAAUGGGGGCAACUCUGAUGAUGGUAAUAAGCUUGGCCAUAGUGUCGGGCCUGGUCUUGGUGCUUUUAGCUGAGCUAUACUGCUCUCUUUUACUACGUAGGCGCAGGGUCAGGCUCCCCACGUCCCACUCCACUUCAACCACCACCGCUACAGCUGCAACAACGCCAGUCUCCUUUCUGUGUUCCUCUUUUCAUCCUCAAGACUCCGACAAUCAAGCAGCCAGUCCUCUCAGUAGCUUCUAUGCACAGGGUGUGCUUCAUGCCCCAAGAAGCUUCCUGUUCCCCCAAGUUUCUCCCAGAGAAGCCAAAAACGGACGCUCCAAAUUUCAUCAAGUCCUUCAAUUCCAUGCAAAAGAGUGUUUGAACACAAGCCCUCGUCAGAUUGGAAUUCUAUCUCCUUCAUCUGCAUCGACGUCCUUUGGAACUUCACCUCAACUAAUCCAGGAAAUCCCAAUUCAAGGUUGCAGCAGUAGCAGUGCUACCAAGGAGAAAGCUUGUGGUGGCAGUGGUGGUGGUGGUGAUGAUGGCGUGGAACAUGUUGUUUACAUAUCUAAUCCUAUUUACGAUAAUGAGGCGUGCAGGCCGAGCAGGGCAGAUACACCCUUUGAAACCCCAGACUCGUCACCUUCACAUUUAGAAGAACCAGAAGAAGAAGAAAGCGGCUCUUCUGGUGAUGAAGAGAUAGCUCAGCCAAUCUCUGCUGUCGGUUUGCCAAUAACACCUCCAUUGUCGCCAAUGAAGAAGCUCCCGGCAGAGGCUUGUUCUAUUUCACUUAGAGACGCCGGUUCCCUGGGAACUUCUGGCAGUGAUUCUAACAGUAACAACGGCAUUUCAUCGUCGUCAUCAGGUACUCCAUGCACAUCUCCAUCAUGGUGAUUGAUUAGAUUCUUUUUCCCUCUCUUUUUAUUGUUUCCUUUUGUGGGUCAAAAUCAAAAUUACGCUUUGAAACCUGUGUGUUUGCCAUGUGAGUUUUAAGGCAAGGGAGGUGGGUAAGUGUUGUUUUUGUGAAUACGGGUGAUGAAGAUGUGUUAAGGGUAGAGCAAUGAAAGAGGGGAGAAAAGUACUGUUUUGACAACUUUUGUUGGCCGGGCGUGACCAUGGUUCUGCCACCAAGAAGCCACGCUUGUGCUAACUAAAAAUUCCUACUCAGUUCCUUCGUUUUUAUUGCAUGUACCUGUUUGUUUCCAUUUGCUUGUAUGAGCGCCUAUGGAAAGUCGCUUAAUGUUUUAUGUAAUAAUAUAAGCCUUUGUUUUUUGUUCCC
Messenger RNA from Carica papaya (papaya), 1590 nucleotides. RefSeq lists its product as uncharacterized. NCBI's taxonomy places the organism in Eukaryota, Viridiplantae, Streptophyta, Magnoliopsida, Brassicales, Caricaceae. The record is from RefSeq and is a predicted model, not a curated record.